AUGGACAACGCACAGGGUCCUAGCUUGAACCGCCAUGAACGAGAGACCUCAGGUGACGGUCAGGCCGACUUUGUUCCGCGCGCUGACGUAUUCGACACACCUACUCAAUACGUUAUCCACGUCUCCUUACCUGGUGUACAAAAGUCAGAUGUCAGCCUUGACUAUGACUCCGAUAAAUCGACCCUCCAUCUGUCGGGCGUGAUUCACCGCCCCGAAUUUAGUGAAGAGCUUCAUGAAGCUAUGAUCAUCAACGAACGAUACAGUGAAGUCGGCGUUUUUGAGCGGAGCAUCCAUCUAGGAACUCGUUUCGCGCCGGUAAAUGUCGACCAUGAGAACAUGUCUGCCAAAUUUAUCGACGGCGUACUAGUCGUGCGUCUACCAAAAAUUUCAGCCGAGUCGGAACAAUCCCAAAAGAAGAUUGCCGUUGAACAAGACGUCGACACUACCGAAGAAAAUGAUACCAAGAUGCAGAAAGACAUUGAAACAAACGAAUCAGACGCGAAGCAUGCAUCUGUGUUGGAAGUGCCUGAUGAAACAGAGUCUAUGCACGUUGAUACAGAAACGGAACCUGGGGAUCUGCUCACUGAAGCCGAGAAUCGUUCUUAUACCCCUUCCCACGACUCCGAGGAGGAAGAUUUGUAUGAAUCCAUUAGAGAUGAAUUUCCAAAGGUUCAUUAA
Molecule: messenger RNA, 678 nt
Organism: Talaromyces proteolyticus
Lineage: Eukaryota; Fungi; Ascomycota; Eurotiomycetes; Eurotiales; Trichocomaceae
Exons: 1
Coding region: 1-678 (225 amino acids)
Biological process (GO): response to heat; response to hydrogen peroxide; response to salt stress
Source: RefSeq, a predicted model, not a curated record